Messenger RNA from Vombatus ursinus (common wombat), 876 nucleotides. RefSeq names its product family with sequence similarity 71 member E1 (gene GARIN5A). NCBI's taxonomy places the organism in Eukaryota, Metazoa, Chordata, Mammalia, Diprotodontia, Vombatidae. The transcript has 6 exons. The record is from RefSeq and is a predicted model, not a curated record. Gene Ontology annotation, cellular component: nucleus. The coding region runs from base 1 to 621 and encodes 206 amino acids.
AUGCCCCGGGGGUGGCGCUGGGGGCUGGAUUGGGUGCCCCGGGGACGGGGGGGGCAGGUGAGGGCGGGGCCGGGGCUGGGGGCUGGAUGGGGUGCGCUGGGGGCUGGAUUGGGUGCCCCGGGGACGGGGGGGGCAGGGGCGAAAGCCGUACCAAGGCCCCUGCAGUCCACCUACCCCAGGCCCGGCCGCCUGCAGCGCUACCUGUGCAGCGGGGAGUUCGACCAGCUUUGCGACUUCCCCAUGUUUGAGAGCAACUUUGUCCAGGUUACUCGAUUCGGAGAGGUAGCCAACAAGGUGACCAUGGGCGUGGCAGCCAGCAGCCCGGCCCUGGAACUGCCCGACAUCCUGCUGCUGGCCGGGCCUGUCCCGGGGAAGGGGGGCCUACAACUGUUUGAGCUGAUCCCCCUGCAGUUUGUGGAACUGUACAUCCAUGACGAGAAGCGUCAGCAGCUGAAGGUGAAGCUGUGGUCGGGCCGCACCUUCUACCUGCAGCUGAGGGCCCGGGCCUCCGAAGACCAGGAGUUUGGCCGCUGGGUUCGGCUGCUCUAUCGCCUUCGCUUCCACUCGGACACGAAAGUGCCCUUCACCCAGUCCCCGGAGCCCAAGGAAGAGGAGAAGUGAAGGCCGAGAGACGCCCCCCAUUCUGUGGAGACUCGAUGUGAGAUGCUGCUGCCGCUGUUACUGCCACCUCCCACGUGGAGCUCGUCUGCCCCCGUGCUCCCCCAGCUCCAAAGACAUCAGCCCACAGCCAGGCCAGGACACACGCACAUACCACCCUUCCUCCCUCCCCUGGACACCGAAGAACCGGAGAGAGAACUCUCUUCCUGGACAGAGGCAAACAGAACACCAAGUCUAAUAAAGAUUCUGUAUGUCAGA